Plectropomus leopardus (leopard coralgrouper) is the source of this 1042-nucleotide messenger RNA. It is a transcript of the gene rex1bd, whose product is annotated as required for excision 1-B domain containing. The record is from RefSeq and is a predicted model, not a curated record. NCBI's taxonomy places the organism in Eukaryota, Metazoa, Chordata, Actinopteri, Perciformes, Serranidae.
UGCUGAUUCACACGCUGAAGUGAAACAACGUCCCGUGUUUGCAAGAUAUAAACAUGUCAUUGUGAGAAAACUGCGGCGUAUUAGCGACAGUAUUUUCCGAGAGGUUAUCAUGGUCCCUACAGACUUUAAGGCCCUGAUCCAGAGGUUUUAUCAUCUCCAGUCGGAGCGGGUAGAAACCUAUCAGCUCUUUGAAGAAGGACAUGAGGCCUACUUGAGGACAGGGCCUCAUUAUGACUUCGACCACUACAAGCAGCUGGUCCAUGAGGUAACGCAGGCCUUUUGUGGCAUCUCUAAGGAAGUGCUUGAGAUCAAGGAGAAGCUGCACCAUGAGUUUGACAGGCCAGCCCUUUCUGAGCACAUUGAAAAGCUGCAGUGCAAAGAGAAACAGAAACUUGAACUGACAGCCAAGCUGCAGCUGGCCAGGCAGCGGGCCCAGGAUCACCCGGAGGACGAAGGCUGUCAAGAGCAGAUUCAGGAGAUCAAGCACGAGAUCAUCAAGAACAAAGAGGCUCUGAGUGAGAUCAUGCAGGACUUUAAGUACGACUCUGAGGAGUGUGAUUGACAGGUGGCUCCCAGGAGGCCUGCAGCCGCCCUCUCACAUCACCAGACGGCCGAGCUGACGGAUCGACUCGGCUCUGCUGCAACUUCCAUCUUGGACUCUUUGGCUAUACUCAUUGAUCCGCCUCUGGCUCCACCCUGCUCGCUGCUGCAGUCUUACUCCACCCUGCGGGGGGCUUCUCGCAGUCUGGGUCUGUGUGUCUCUAUCUGUUAUUAUGUGUUUAGGUAAAUGCAUGCCUCAGCAAGAAAACAAAAAAGAAAAAGAAAAGAAAAAUCAAACAAAAAAGCUGAAAAUAUGUGUAAAUAAUUUAAAGGUUAAAUAAUUCCUUGAGGCUCAUCUCAUUAUCUUUGUUUAUUUGAAAUAUUUUAUUUUUAAAUUAAAAAAAGCUUUACUUUUUACUGUUUUAUACAUCAGAGUAUUUUUCAGAGGCGCUAUUGGUGCAGUAACAGGAUAUAAUUUAUUAAAAAAAUACAAAAAACAGAA